AACAGCGCGAUGAACUCCGAGGUCGCGCAGCUGCUGGAGGCUGCCGACUUCGCGGCUCGCAAGCACAGCCAACAGCGGCGGAAGGACCCCGAAGAGACCCCCUACAUCAACCACCCCAUCGGUGUGGCUCGGAUUCUGACCCAUGAGGCGGGAAUCACUGACAUUGUGGUGUUACAGGCGGCCCUGCUCCAUGACACGGUGGAGGACACAGACACCACCCUGGAUGAAGUGGAGCUGCACUUUGGGGCACCUGUGCGGCGCUUGGUGGAGGAGGUGACAGAUGACAAGAGUCUGCCCAAACUGGAGAGAAAGCGGCUGCAGGUGGUGCAUGCCCCCCACAGCAGCCCUGGGGCCAAACUGGUGAAGCUGGCAGACAAGCUGUACAAUCUGAGGGACAUAAACCGCUGCACCCCAAAGGGUAAAACUACAAUAGCUAGACUAAGGGGAAGUUUUCGGGACAGAUCAUUCCAUCAGGAACUCAUCUCAUGGCCCUGCACCAAGCCCUCCAGGAAGUGGGCAAAAGGCAGCACUGUCCUUGACAUCACAUGAGCAGGUUUCUGUUCACUCUUAUGCAGGAUGGUCAGAACAUCGAGUCCAGGAAUACUUCACGUGGGCAGCGCAGGUGGUGAAGGGGCUUCAGGGAACAAACCAGCAACUGGAAGAGGCUCUAAAGGAUCUGUUCAAGGAACGGGGGCUGACACUCUGAGCAGUGCUUGGAGCCAUCUGGUGGCACAACUCCGGCCUUGCCCAGGCUGGACAGGAUUUGCCCUCCAGCUUUUCUGUGUCUGCUGAGCUCUCUCCCUUUUCCCCAGAUUAUCAGAGGCCAAGAACUCUUAGGCUUUCUUAAUCUGAAAGUCUUCUGCCAACUAGGGAGAGCCCCGAAUGAGGAAAUCAGAUGUAUCCCAUCCAUUUCUAAUGUUCUCACUGCCUUUCCUUGUCUUGGGUCUGUUUGUUGUUUUAUAUAGUGGGAUCUCUAGCCCCCUCGGGGACUUGGGCUUGUAUAAACAUUAGUUCCUAAAUUAUGAUGGAAAAUAAAAGAACUUUAGGUAAGAUUUAA
This is a messenger RNA of Carlito syrichta (Philippine tarsier), 1057 nucleotides long. It is a transcript of the gene HDDC3, whose product is annotated as HD domain containing 3. The record is from RefSeq and is a predicted model, not a curated record. Gene Ontology annotation, molecular function: guanosine-3',5'-bis(diphosphate) 3'-diphosphatase activity. The coding region runs from base 10 to 549 and encodes 179 amino acids. NCBI's taxonomy places the organism in Eukaryota, Metazoa, Chordata, Mammalia, Primates, Tarsiidae. The transcript is spliced from 4 exons.